CUAUACCUACCACUGCUGCCUCCACCAAACUAACAGUCUCCUAAAACCCUUUUCAAACCCGAGGAACACAAACCGACCUGGUAACCCCUCUUUGAACCCGAAAAGGAGCUCGUCUUUGGGUGUUGCUUAUCCACCGAAAUCGCGGUGGAUUUUAAUCGACUGGACAAUCUCACGUUUCGGCAGCCAAGACCAGCAGCAGCAGCACCCAGCCCAGAGAGCCUCCUCCGAUCGGAAGCAGAGAAGGGCAACGGCGGCGGCGGCGGAGCAGCAGAUCGGAGAUGGGCGCGGAGUGCCGUUACGAGGUGGCGCAGGCGGCGUACGUCAAGCUCUCGAUGCACGCGCUCAAGCACCCGGCGGCCGCCGUCAACGGCCUCCUCGUCGGCUGCCUCGUCAAACCGUCCUCUUCCCCUGCCGUCAUCUGCGUUGUCGACGCUGUGCCGCUCUCCCACCACCCGCACCACCUGCCGCUGCUCCCCACGCUCGAGCUCGCGCUCACCCUCGUCGAGGACCACUUCGCCGCCCAGGACGGCGGCCUUGCCGUCGUCGGGUACUACCACUCCAACCCGCGCCGCGAUGACGCCGAGCUCCCGCCCGUCGCCAAGCGCGUCGGGGACCACAUCUUCCGCUACUUCCCUCGGUCCGCCGUGCUGCUGGUCGAUAACAAGAAGCUGGAGGAGGCUGUCAAGGGAAAGUCUCGCGACCCUGUCGUUCAGUUAUACACAAGGGAUUCAUCAAAAAGUUGGCGGCAGGCUGGAUCAGAUGGGAGCAGUCAGCUGGCUCUAAAAGAACCUUCUACCAAUGUUGUCCUAGCUGAUCAUGUUACGACAAAAAAAUGGGAGCAAAUUGUUGAUUUCGACGACCACCUUGAUGAUAUCAGCAAGGAUUGGUUGAACCCAGGCCUCCUUGACUGAAAUAAUUACAUGAUUUGAUCUUUUUGUUUACUUUAUUAUUGAAACUUGCUAGAAGUGGAGGUGCCGAGGCUUGUCCUGCUGGAUCAUGGACUUUGCUUAGCAUGGAUUGUGUUUUAAUGUAAACAAGUGAUUUUGUAAGAAUUAUAGUAGCUGAAAAUGCUAAGAUUGACAUUGA
Messenger RNA from Phragmites australis (common reed), 1086 nucleotides. Its product is annotated as ER membrane protein complex subunit 8/9 homolog. Gene Ontology annotation, cellular component: EMC complex. The record is from RefSeq and is a predicted model, not a curated record. The coding region runs from base 279 to 911 and encodes 210 amino acids. Lineage: Eukaryota; Viridiplantae; Streptophyta; Magnoliopsida; Poales; Poaceae. The transcript is spliced from 5 exons.